Messenger RNA from Apis dorsata (giant honeybee), 523 nucleotides. It is a transcript of the gene RpL36A, whose product is annotated as 60S ribosomal protein L44. Gene Ontology annotation, biological process: translation. The transcript has 4 exons. Gene Ontology annotation, cellular component: cytosolic large ribosomal subunit; ribosome. The record is from RefSeq and is a predicted model, not a curated record. Bases 134 to 448 code for a protein of 104 amino acids. Gene Ontology annotation, molecular function: structural constituent of ribosome. Lineage: Eukaryota; Metazoa; Arthropoda; Insecta; Hymenoptera; Apidae.
GUUUUAAUAAAAAAAAAACAUUAAAUUUCUGAUUUUUUUCUCAUAGUCUAAUGCGCGCAUGCGUAAAUAUAUAUGUAUAUCAAUUUCCGGUGUAUAUUCCAAGUAUAUUUCCUUUUCUUUCUAAACGUCCAACAUGGUAAAUGUGCCGAAACAGAGGCGCACUUUCUGUAAAAAGUGUAAAGUACAUAAACCACACAAAGUAACACAAUAUAAAAAAAGUAAAGAACGUCAUGCAUCCCAAGGUAGAAGACGUUAUGAUCGUAAACAACAAGGUUUUGGUGGACAAACUAAACCCAUUUUCAGGAAAAAAGCAAAAACUACAAAAAAGAUUGUAUUAAGAAUGGAAUGUACGGAAUGCAAAUAUAGAAAACAAAUUCCUCUUAAAAGAUGUAAACAUUUUGAAUUAGGAGGUGAUAAAAAGCGAAAGGGACAAAUGAUUCAGUUUUAAGAUGAAGUUAUAUAUAUAAACUUGCUAAAUGUAUUUAAUAAAAUAUGAAAUAAAUCUUCUGAAUAUUUGUAUUUA